Molecule: messenger RNA, 5583 nt
Organism: Castor canadensis (American beaver)
Lineage: Eukaryota; Metazoa; Chordata; Mammalia; Rodentia; Castoridae
Gene: Sorbs2
Product: sorbin and SH3 domain containing 2
Biological process (GO): Notch signaling pathway
Cellular component (GO): neuronal cell body; synapse; dendrite
Molecular function (GO): protein binding
Source: RefSeq, a predicted model, not a curated record
GAUUCUCAAUCACCAGACUCAGCUUGGAGACCUUACAAUGAUCGAAAUCAAGAGACACUGAACGGAGAUGCUACAUAUUCCUCUCUUGCAGCAAAAGGUUUUAGAAGCGUCCGCCCAAACCUCCAAGAAAAAAAAUCACCAACUCAGAGCCAGAUAACAGUCAACGGCAGCUCUGGAGGUGCUGUGAGUCCAAUGAGUUACUACCAAAGGCCGUUUUCCCCUUCUGCAUACUCCCUGCCAGCCUCACUCAACUCGAGCAUCAUCACGCCACAUGGCAGGUCCCUCGAUUCUGCAGAGAUGUAUUCCCAGCAUGCACAGUCUCUGGAUGGCACCCCGGGCAGCGCGAUACCGCUGUACAGAUCCUCAGAAGAAGAGAAGAGAGUGACAGUCAUCAAAGCCCCACAUUACCCAGGGAUUGGGCCUGUGGACGAAUCUGGAAUCCCCACAGCAAUUAGGACGACAGUUGACCGGCCGAAGGACUGGUACAAGACAAUGUUCAAGCAAAUUCACAUGGUGCACAAACCGGAUGAUGACACAGACAUGUAUAAUACUCCUUACACAUACAACGCAGGUCUGUACAACCCACCCUACAGCAUGCAGUCACACCCUGCUGCCAAGACACAGACCUACAGACCUCUGUCCAAAAGCCACUCUGACAACAGCACAGAUGUCUUUAAGGAGGCGUCGUCCCCAGUGCCUCCCCCACAUGUUCCCCCACGACCCAGGGAUCGGUCUUCAACAGAAAAGCAUGACUGGGAUCCUCCAGACAGAAAAGUGGACACCAGAAAAUUUCGGUCUGAGCCAAGGAGUAUUUUUGAAUAUGAACCUGGGAAGUCAUCAAUUCUGCAGCAUGAAAGACCACCACCUAAAAAGGCUCUGGACUAUGUUCAAGACCAUUCUUCUGGGGUUUCCAAUGAGGCCUCCAUAUAUCAGUCAUCUAUAGACAGAAGCCUGGAAAGGCCCAGUAGUUCCACAGGCAUGGCCAGUGACUUCAGGAAAAGGAGGAAGAGUGAGCCUGCAGUGGGUCCCCCCAGAAGCUUGGGGGAUCCAAGUGCAAGCAGGACCAGCCCAGGUCGGAUGGACCUCCCAGGAUCAAACACCACCCUUACAAAGUCUUUCAUUAGUUCUUCUCCUUCCUCCCCAUCAAGACCAAAAGGUGGGGAUGAUACCAAAAUGUGUCCAUCCCUUUGCAAUUACUCAGGGCUCAACAGCACCCCCUGCAGUGAGUUAGAGUACUGUAGCACUUAUAGACAGCACUUAGAUGUCCCUCGAGACUCUCAAAGGGCCAUCACUUUCAAGAAUGGCUGGCAGAUGGCCAGGCAGAAUGCAGAGAUCUGGAGUAGCACUGAAGAAACAGUAUCCCCCAAAAUCAAAUCCCGUAGCUGUGACGAUCUCCUAAAUGAUGACUGUGAUAGUUUCCCAGACCCCAAAACCAAGUCAGAAAGCAUGGGCUCCCUGCUAUGUGAAGAAGACUCCAAAGACAGCUGUCCCAUGACAUGGGGGUCCCCCUACAUCCAGGAGGGUCGCAGUAAUGGCAGAUCAAGGAUCAGACACAGGUCGGCCCAUGAUGCCCCAGGGUUCCUCAAAAUGUACAAGAAAAUGCAUCGUAUUAAUCGCAAGGACCUGAUGAAUUCAGAGGUGAUUUGCUCUGUGAAGUCGAGAAUUAUGCAGUAUGAAAAGGAACAGCAGCAUAAGGACCUCCUGCAUGGGUGGAGUCAGUCCUCCACCGAGGAGGUGCCCAGGGACAUGGUACCCACCCGCAUUUCAGAAUUUGAAAAGUUGAUUCAAAAGUCAAAAUCCAUGCCAAAUUUAGGAGAUGAAAUGUUAUCUCCGGUAACCCUAGAACCCCAAGAAAAUGGUUUGUGUCCCAAGAGGCGGUUUUCCAUUGAGUCUUUGCUGGAGGAAGAAACGCAAAGUAGACAUCCUUCUCAGGUUCAACGAAGCUACCACUCUCACUCUAAAACCCUGGUGCCCAUCCACAUUGAAGUCACCAGCGAAGAGCAGCCGAGAACUCAUAUGGAAUUUUCCGACAGUGACCAAGAUGGCGUUGUGUCUGACCACAGCGACUACAUUCAUGUAGAAGGAUCCUCCUUCUGCAGUGAAAGUGACUUUGAUCACUUUUCGUUCACAUCCUCUGAAAGUUUCUAUGGAUCCAGCCACCACCACCACCACCAUCACCACCAUCACCAUCACCGGCACCUCAUCAGCUCCUGCAAAGGUCGAUGUCCAGCCUCCUAUACUCGAUUUACCACGAUGCUAAAACACGAAAGAGCUAAGCAUGAAAAUAUUGAACAGCCCAGAAGACAAGAAAUGGACCCUGGUCUGUCUAAACUUGCAUUUCUAGUUAGCCCUGUGCCUUUCCGGAGGAAAAAAAAUUUGACUCCCAAAAAACAGACUGAAAAGGCCAAAUGCAAAGCCUCUGUAUUUGAGGCUCUGGACUCUGCCCUUAAAGACAUCUGUGACCAAAUUAAAGCUGAAAAAAGACGAGGAAGUUUGCCCGAUAACAGUAUUUUGCACCGUCUGAUCAGUGAACUGCUACCAGAUAUUCCUGAGAGGAAUUCAUCACUCAGAGCUCUCAAAAGGAGCCCCACGCACCAGCCCUUCCAUCCACUGCCUCAAGAUGGUGCUACUCAUUGUCCACUGUACCAAAAUGAGUGCGGGAGACUGCCUCGCAGUGCUUCUUUCCAAGACGUGGACACAACCAACAACAACUGUCACCAGGACCCGGAUAGCGCACUGAGUCUCCAAGACCGUGAGUCUCCUAGAAGUUACUCAUCCACUUUGCCCGACUUGGGGAGAAGUGCAUCAAGGGAACGAAGAGGAUCUCCAGAAAAAGAGAAAUUGCCUGCAAAAGCUGUUUAUGAUUUUAAGGCUCAGACAUCUAAGGAGCUGUCAUUUAAGAAAGGCGAUACCGUGUACAUCCUCAGGAAAAUUGAUCAGAACUGGUACGAGGGAGAACACCAUGGAAGAGUGGGUAUUUUUCCAAUCUCGUACGUAGAGAAACUCAUGCCUCCUGAAAAGGCACAGCCUGCAAGACCCCCUCCCCCAGCCCAGCCUGGAGAGAUUGGAGAAGCUGUAGCCAAAUACAAUUUCAACGCAGACACCAACGUGGAGCUCUCGCUCAGAAAGGGAGAUAGAAUUAUUCUUCUUAAGAGAGUUGAUCAAAACUGGUACGAAGGUAAAAUUCCAGGAACCAACAGACAAGGCAUAUUCCCCGUUUCCUACGUAGACGUCAUCAAGAAGAACACAAAAGGUGCUGAGGAAUGCCCUGCUCCUCCAAUACCCCACAGCUACUCCAGUGAUAGGAUUCACAGCUUAAGUUCCAACAAGCCACAGCGUCCUGUGUUCACUCAUGAAAACAUUCACGGUGGGGGGGAACCGUUUCAGGCUCUGUAUAACUAUACCCCUAGGAAUGAAGAUGAGCUGGAACUCAGAGAAAGUGAUGUCAUUGAUGUGAUGGAAAAGUGUGAUGAUGGAUGGUUUGUGGGAACCUCGAGAAGAACCAAAUUCUUUGGUACUUUUCCAGGAAACUAUGUCAAGAGGCUGUGAAUCACUCUCCCUCCUUAUUUAUGCCGCAUCUCAGCACUACAUCUGCAUAAACUUGCCUGAAACAUCACCACAGGCCUCUCGUUGUCAUGCCUUACGGUUUCCAAUAUGCCAUCCCCAUCUUCACCUGCUGCCACCAAACUACCAGCAGAGUGACUGCCACUGUGAGCCUUGGGGAGGCACAACACAUGGGCAUCCACAAGAGAGUGCAUUUUCCUGCUUUCUGCCCCAAACUGAAAAGUCAAUGUGUGGAAUCAGAACGAAAAUCAUUAAAAUUAAAAAGACUAAAACAGUUGAGGCAAAAAAGGGAAAAUGUCUCCAGGAGGCCCUUGGGUCUCACAGUUGUAUUUCAACAUGUCUGGAAGAUGUUCACCCCUCAGGCAACCUGAAGAUUGUUUAUUCUGAAAUGCUGUGGUUUGCAUUUUCACAUUCUUAGCUUGGCAUUUAUUCUCCUUUCACGAGUUUGCCUAGUGUCCUGGUUUACACUAUAUGACAACUGUACUUCAGCUAUGGUUUGCCUGCACUUAUAUGUUGUUGUAUGCACAGUGAUUACAAAAAUCGAAAGCAAGAGUAGGAAAGUUAAUUUGGAUGGGUGUGGUUUUGUUGAUUGAAUGUACGUUUUCAGAUAGAAGUCUUUUCCUGCAAUUUUUUUGUACUUUAUACAAGUGCAAACAGUAAGCGAAUAAGAGCCUUUAGUAAUUAUCAUCAGAACACAAGAGAUUUAGCUAGAAGACAAGGAAGAAAAACUAUUGUGUUGUAAAGUCGCAUUGCUAUUUUAUAUUAAAAUGUAAUAAUCAGCAUCUUGAACAAUGAGCUCUUAGUGUUUUAUUUAUCUGAUAAAAUUUAAAUAAAAGCAGUGUUAGUGAAGAGGUGCAAAGAAUUAUUCUAACAUAGACACUUGAAAGUAUCUGUAAGCAAUAUUAGUAAGACUCACUGUGUGUACACAUACACUUCUGAGAUUGUAUGCGAACAUAUAGUCCAUGAUAUGCUGUACAUUUUAUGGAAAUGUAAAAGAAUCCCACAUAUUAUUUUGUAGACAUAGAGUUCUUCAGAAGCAUUGCAAGUAUUAAGGCUGGUUUUAGCAAGGAUUAUGAUCAAUACAAUUAUUUUUACUAUGAUAAUUAUUUUUCUUCUAUGGAACCCAGAAUCCUGGCUACAUUUGAGGACAGGAAUAGGUUGAGCCUGAUUUUCCUGGUGUGUUUAAAAUACUUCCUAAGAAUAAACCAGGCACUUUUUAGAGACAAUGUUAAAUCAUUCAGGCUAUAUUUUCUGCCCUACGGUAGAAAUUUGCAAAACAUUGAGCCUGAAAGAUUUAAUAGAGUUAACAGUGCCUGAAUUACCCAUACUCUGAGAACUAGCUUUGUAUUUCUUAUCACUUUGCAUAAGAACUAUUCAUCUUGGGAUCUUGAGCACCUUAUACAUAUAACUUUUUAUGGUAUUUUCUUCCAUAGAUAGUGAUUGAUCUUUUCACAGUACAUAGACUCUAGAAUUUUGUACAUAUAUUUGGGGGUUUUUUUGUACAGACAAUUUAGUUGUUGAGAAAACAGGGAAAUUUCCUAAUUUGGUCUUUAUUCUGCACUUAAGUAAGCUAAAACACCUUCAGCAGAUUACCUGUAUGAAUUUCACAGAUCACAAGCACCCCUUGGUAACGUGAAUCUGUAAGAUACCAUUUAUGUAAUAAACUUAAAAAUCUUAGCAGCCAAAUUGAAAUGUACAUACAUAUGACUUCAGAGGAAUCUCAUUAGCAAGAAGGUGAACAAACAUCUUUGAGUAGCCUGCUUUGAUUACUACCAACUCACAACCAGCUUUAUACCUUAAAGGCUUUGGGUUUGAAAUUAAGUCAAGUGCAUGCAGCUUUGCUGAUAAAUGAAUAAUUCUCUUUGAUGCCAUUUAUGAGAGAAGACUUCAAUAUCUGUUUGCCUGUCAUAUUUAAGGAAAUUACUGUUUCUACACUCUGUAUCUGAUUUUAAAAGGAAAAAUAUUCAUACCUGGCUUUCAGGUAAUUGACUUUGAAAUCUUACAAACAAAGGUCAUUGU